Messenger RNA from Peromyscus eremicus (cactus mouse), 3932 nucleotides. RefSeq names its product cytoplasmic FMR1 interacting protein 2 (gene Cyfip2). The record is from RefSeq and is a predicted model, not a curated record. Gene Ontology annotation, biological process: axon guidance; apoptotic process; cell projection assembly. Gene Ontology annotation, molecular function: small GTPase binding. Bases 128 to 3889 code for a protein of 1253 amino acids. The transcript has 31 exons. Gene Ontology annotation, cellular component: synapse; neuron projection. Lineage: Eukaryota; Metazoa; Chordata; Mammalia; Rodentia; Cricetidae.
CCGGUGGCCGGCGCAAGCGGCGGAGCCGGGCUGAGCAUCCUGCGCCCCGGCGCGGGGCCCUGCGGUAGCCUCGGGCCCCUCCCCUGGACCUGCAACCGACCCAGUGUGGCAGACAGACACCGCAGCCAUGACCACCCACGUCACUUUGGAAGAUGCCCUGUCCAACGUGGACCUGCUGGAGGAGCUGCCGCUCCCGGACCAGCAGCCAUGCAUCGAGCCUCCACCAUCCUCCAUCAUGUACCAGGCUAACUUUGACACGAACUUCGAGGACAGGAAUGCGUUUGUCACGGGUAUUGCAAGGUACAUUGAGCAGGCAACGGUCCACUCCAGCAUGAACGAAAUGCUGGAGGAGGGACAUGAAUAUGCGGUCAUGCUGUACACCUGGCGCAGCUGCUCCCGGGCCAUCCCACAGGUAAAGUGCAAUGAACAGCCCAACCGGGUAGAGAUCUACGAGAAGACCGUGGAAGUACUGGAGCCAGAGGUCACCAAGCUCAUGAAGUUCAUGUACUUUCAGCGCAAGGCCAUCGAGCGCUUCUGUAGCGAGGUGAAACGGCUGUGCCAUGCCGAGCGCAGGAAGGACUUUGUCUCGGAGGCCUACCUGCUGACCCUGGGCAAGUUCAUCAACAUGUUCGCAGUCUUGGAUGAGCUAAAGAACAUGAAGUGCAGCGUCAAGAACGACCACUCUGCCUACAAGAGAGCGGCCCAGUUCCUAAGGAAGAUGGCGGACCCCCAGUCCAUUCAGGAGUCUCAGAACCUAUCCAUGUUCCUGGCCAAUCACAACAGGAUCACCCAGUGUCUUCACCAGCAACUGGAAGUGAUUCCAGGCUAUGAGGAACUGCUGGCAGACAUUGUCAACAUCUGCGUGGAUUACUAUGAGAAUAAGAUGUAUCUGACACCCAGUGAGAAACACAUGCUCCUCAAGGUGAUGGGCUUUGGCCUCUACCUGAUGGAUGGAAAUGUCAGUAACAUUUACAAACUGGAUGCCAAGAAGAGAAUCAACCUUAGCAAAAUUGAUAAGUUCUUUAAGCAGCUGCAGGUGGUACCCCUUUUCGGCGACAUGCAGAUAGAGCUGGCCAGAUACAUUAAGACCAGUGCUCACUAUGAAGAAAACAAGUCCAAAUGGACAUGCACUCAGAGCAGCAUCAGCCCCCAGUACAACAUCUGCGAGCAGAUGGUUCAGAUCCGGGAUGACCACAUCCGUUUCAUCUCUGAGCUGGCUCGCUACAGCAACAGCGAGGUGGUGACAGGCUCAGGGCUGGACAGCCAGAAGUCGGAUGAAGAGUACCGGGAGCUUUUCGACCUAGCCCUUCGAGGCCUGCAGCUUCUAUCCAAGUGGAGUGCCCAUGUCAUGGAGGUGUACUCUUGGAAGCUGGUUCACCCCACAGACAAGUUCUGCAACAAGGACUGCCCGGGAACAGCGGAAGAGUACGAGCGAGCCACGCGCUACAAUUACACCAGCGAGGAGAAGUUUGCCUUCGUGGAGGUGAUCGCCAUGAUCAAGGGCCUGCAGGUGCUCAUGGGAAGGAUGGAGAGUGUCUUCAACCAGGCCAUCCGCAACACUAUUUAUGCGGCCCUGCAGGAUUUCGCCCAGGUGACAUUGCGUGAGCCGUUGCGGCAAGCAGUGCGCAAGAAAAAGAAUGUCCUUAUCAGUGUCCUGCAGGCGAUUCGCAAGACCAUCUGUGACUGGGAGGGAGGCCGAGAGCCCCCCAAUGACCCAUGUUUAAGAGGGGAGAAGGACCCCAAAGGCGGCUUUGACAUCAAGGUGCCCCGCCGCGCUGUGGGACCGUCCAGCACACAGCUCUACAUGGUCCGUACCAUGCUGGAGUCGCUCAUCGCUGACAAGAGCGGCUCCAAGAAGACACUCCGAAGCAGCCUGGACGGACCCAUCGUCCUGGCCAUAGAGGACUUCCACAAGCAGUCCUUCUUCUUCACACACUUGCUCAACAUCAGCGAAGCCCUACAACAGUGCUGUGACCUCUCCCAGCUCUGGUUCCGAGAAUUCUUCCUGGAGUUAACCAUGGGCCGGCGAAUCCAGUUCCCCAUUGAGAUGUCCAUGCCCUGGAUUCUAACCGACCAUAUCCUGGAAACCAAAGAGCCUUCCAUGAUGGAGUACGUCCUCUACCCCUUGGAUCUGUACAACGACAGUGCCUACUAUGCUCUCACCAAGUUCAAAAAGCAGUUCCUCUAUGAUGAGAUUGAAGCCGAGGUGAACCUGUGUUUUGAUCAGUUUGUCUACAAGCUGGCAGACCAGAUCUUCGCCUACUACAAAGCCAUGGCCGGCAGUGUCCUGUUGGAUAAACGUUUUAGAGCUGAAUGUAAGAAUUAUGGAGUGAUCAUUCCGUACCCACCAUCCAACCGCUAUGAGACGCUGCUAAAACAGAGACAUGUCCAGCUGUUGGGUAGAUCAAUUGACUUGAACAGACUCAUCACCCAGCGGAUUUCUGCUGCCAUGUACAAAUCCUUGGACCAGGCCAUCAGCCGCUUUGAGAGUGAAGAUCUGACUUCGAUUGUGGAGCUAGAGUGGCUGCUGGAGAUUAACCGCCUCACGCACCGACUCCUCUGUAAGCACAUGACACUGGACAGCUUCGACGCCAUGUUCCGAGAAGCCAAUCAUAAUGUGUCUGCCCCGUAUGGCCGCAUCACCCUGCAUGUCUUCUGGGAGCUGAACUUUGACUUCCUCCCCAACUACUGCUAUAAUGGAUCCACAAACCGUUUUGUCCGAACUGCCAUCCCCUUCACCCAAGAACCACAACGAGAUAAACCCGCCAAUGUCCAGCCUUAUUACCUCUAUGGAUCCAAGCCUCUCAACAUUGCCUACAGCCACAUCUAUAGCUCCUACAGGAACUUUGUGGGGCCCCCUCACUUCAAGACCAUCUGCAGACUGCUGGGCUACCAGGGCAUUGCCGUGGUCAUGGAGGAACUACUAAAAAUCGUCAAGAGCUUGCUCCAAGGCACCAUUCUGCAGUACGUGAAGACACUGAUAGAGGUGAUGCCGAAAAUAUGCCGAUUGCCUCGGCAUGAGUAUGGCUCCCCAGGGAUCCUGGAGUUCUUCCACCAUCAACUGAAGGACAUCAUCGAGUAUGCAGAACUCAAAACAGACGUGUUCCAAAGCCUCAGAGAAGUGGGCAAUGCCAUCCUGUUCUGUCUCCUCAUAGAGCAAGCUCUGUCUCAGGAGGAAGUCUGUGAUCUGCUUCAUGCUGCACCCUUCCAAAACAUUCUGCCCAGAGUCUACAUCAAAGAGGGGGAGCGCCUGGAAGUCCGGAUGAAGCGCCUGGAAGCCAAGUACGCCCCACUUCACCUGGUCCCCCUGAUAGAACGGCUGGGAACUCCUCAGCAAAUCGCCAUCGCUCGGGAAGGUGACCUGCUGACCAAGGAGCGGCUAUGCUGUGGCCUGUCCAUGUUCGAAGUCAUCCUGACCCGAAUUCGGAGCUACCUGCAGGACCCCAUCUGGAGGGGCCCGCCACCCACCAAUGGCGUCAUGCACGUGGACGAGUGUGUCGAAUUCCACCGGCUAUGGAGUGCUAUGCAAUUUGUCUACUGCAUCCCUGUGGGGACCAACGAGUUCACAGCUGAGCAGUGCUUCGGUGAUGGUUUGAACUGGGCAGGCUGCUCCAUCAUCGUUUUGCUGGGCCAGCAGCGGCGCUUUGACCUCUUCGACUUCUGUUACCAUCUGCUGAAGGUGCAGAGGCAGGACGGCAAGGAUGAAAUCAUUAAGAACGUGCCCCUGAAGAAGAUGGCUGACCGCAUCAGAAAGUACCAGAUCUUGAACAAUGAGGUUUUUGCCAUCCUAAACAAGUACAUGAAGUCCGUGGAGACAGACAGCUCCACUGUGGAGCACGUGCGCUGCUUCCAGCCCCCAAUCCACCAGUCACUGGCCACCACCUGCUAGGCAGACAGUCCCGCAGACCUUCAACCUGGAGGCGGAGGCGGAG